AGGAGAUUAAUUAGAGUUGAAAGCACUUGACUACAUAUUUUACUGUCUGGUUUCUGCAUCCAUCUUCAAAGGGAUCAAAUCAAACCUCCCAAGAACACACACGAUCUAUCCCAAACCACGACACUCCACCAACUUGUCCCAUUCAUUUCCUCAAUUCAUUCAUUCAUUGAUUUCUCCAUCACUUUGAUAUAACCAUUUCUCCAAUAACACCAUACCUCAACUCUCCUAUUUUUCAGAUCAAGCUUCAGAUUCAGAUGCUUAUUCAAAAAGAGCUAGCUAAACUCUAAACAGUGACUCACUGAGUUAACUAUGCCUAUCAUAACUCGUCAAGCUAAAGGCCCAACUGGAUUAUGGGUAAAGAUGACAGCUGUAACAAUUUUGGGUCUAUGUUUUAUCUUUGUAUGGACUGUGUUUUCUUCUUCAUCUUCUUCUGUUACUUUUCAAAGGGAAAGUUUUGAAGAUAUUUCAGAACCUGUUUCUUCUUUUUCCAAUGCGAAUAAACAAACACCACCACCCAAAUCAGAAAAACGUGUGGAAGUAUCUAAAGAUCAUAAAUUUCAUCAGAAUGAUGAGAAUAAGGUUAAUGGGUCAUCUUUGAAUUCUCCCACGCGCCCUCAUAAUAAAGAAGUGGCGCGUGAAAAGAAACGUGUGCAUAAGAAGGAAGAUAGUAAAGAGAAUGUGAAUCAGGUUCAAGGGUCAUUGGAGAAAGAAGAUGAAAGUGAAAAAGAAUUGGAAGAUAAAGAAAAAGAAGAAGAAGGAUUGGAAUUGGAUCAUGAGAGUGAUGAUUCAAUUGAAUCUGUUGAUGGGGAUUCUGAGAUGUUAGAAGAUGGAAAUGGUGAAGAGUUGAAGAAAACUAGUAAGGGAAAAGUGAAAGGACCUUUGUUUGAGUCAAAUGUUAACUAUAGAUGGAAAAUGUGUAGUACUAGAAGCAAGCAUAACUACAUUCCUUGCAUUGAUAUUGAAGUAGGCGGUGGAAAGGUUCCAGGUUACCGACAUACGGAGAGGAGUUGUCCAAGGACAUCCUUCAUGUGUAUGGUUCCUCUUCCCCUUGAAGGAUAUGAGUCUCCAGUGCCUUGGCCUGAUAGCAAAUUGAAGAUAUUGUAUAAGAAUGUUGCACACCCGAAACUAGCUGCAUAUAUAAAAAAGCAUCAUUGGCUAGCGGAUUCUGGAGAAUAUCUUACUUUCCCUCAAAAUCAGUCUGUGUUUUUGGGAGGGGUUCAGCACUAUCUUGAGUCCAUUGAAGAGAUGGUACCAGACAUUGAGUGGGGUAAAAAUAUUCGUGUUGUCCUGGACAUUGGAUGUACAGAUUCAAGCUUUGCAGCUGCUCUCCUUGAUAAGGAUGUUUUAACAUUGUCACUUGGCUUGAAAGAUGACCUAGUCGACUUAGCUCAGGUGGCACUCGAGCGUGGCUUCCCAGCCAUGGUUAGCCCUUUUGGUAAAAGGAGGCUUCCUUUUCCAAGUCAAGUUUUUGAUGUUAUACAUUGUGCGCGUUGUAGCAUACCUUGGCAUUCCAAUGGAGGUAAGCUUUUACUCGAGAUGAAUCGGAUUCUAAGACCUGGCGGAUACUUUAUUAUGUCAACUAAACAUGACAGGAUUGAAGAAGAAGAAGCAAUGACCGCACUGACAGCAUCUAUUUGUUGGAAUGUUCUGGCACAUAAAAGCGAUGAUGUUGGUGAAGUUGGAGUAAGAAUAUAUCAAAAGCCUGAAGGAAAUGACAUAUAUGCAUUGAGAAGGAAGAAGAUCCCUCCGAUUUGCAAAGAAAACGAAAAUCCCGAUGCAGUUUGGCAUGUUCCAAUCAAGACUUGUUUGCAUACCAUUCCAAUUGGAAUUGAACAACAUGGGGCAGAGUGGCCUGAGGAAUGGCCGAAGAGGAUCGAAACUUAUCCCGACUGGAUGAACAAUAAAGAUAAAUUGAUCGCUGACACCAACCAUUGGAAUGCGAUUGUUAACAAGUCAUAUCUCAAUGGAAUGGGCAUUGACUGGACAAAUAUCAGGAAUGUUAUGGAUAUGAAAUCCAUCUAUGGAGGAUUGGCUGCAGCUCUAUCUAAACAUAACGUUUGGGUGAUGAAUGUAGUCCCUGUCCAUGCACCAGACACUCUUCCCAUAAUUUUCGAACGUGGCUUUUUUGGUGUCUAUCACGAUUGGUGCGAGUCUUUCGGUACUUAUCCAAGAACAUAUGACCUUCUUCAUGCUGAUCAUUUGUUCUCACGACUCAAAAACAGGUGCAAGCAACCUGUGUCGAUUGUUGUUGAGAUGGACCGUAUCUUACGGCCAGGAGGGUUGACAAUCAUACGCGACAAAGUUGAAAUCCUAAAUCCAUUGGAAGAGAUAUUCAGAAGUCUGCAUUGGGAGAUCAGAAUGACUUUCUACCAGGAAAAAGAGGGUAUCAUAUGUGCACAAAAAACUACUUGGAGACCUUGAAUCUUCACUUAUAUGCCAGUUUUCUGUACCAUCACAUCAUCCCGGAAUGCACUACGAUUUGAUUGAAUUUCCAAGAUUGAAUCUCCGAUUUCACAGUGUCAACGUGCGAGGUUGCCCAGCUGCUGCAAUUUCUAGCUAUAUUAUUUUCACGGUGCGAGUGCAUUAGGAUUUAGGACGCGGGAAUGGUCAGUCCACCGUGUUCUGGAACACAGGCUCUUUCUUUCCUUCAACUAACCCGUGAAUCAAUUAUUUAUUUUUAUCAAUUUAAUGUGUAAAAGCAAAAUGGAGUUUGUAAAAAUUACACUAUUAUUAUUUUUUUUGUAAAAAAUACUUUGUUGUUGAUAUAAUUUCAUUGCAGAAA
Messenger RNA from Trifolium pratense (red clover), 2782 nucleotides. Its product is annotated as probable methyltransferase PMT28. The transcript is spliced from 9 exons. Gene Ontology annotation, molecular function: methyltransferase activity. NCBI's taxonomy places the organism in Eukaryota, Viridiplantae, Streptophyta, Magnoliopsida, Fabales, Fabaceae. The record is from RefSeq and is a predicted model, not a curated record. The coding region runs from base 310 to 2421 and encodes 703 amino acids. Gene Ontology annotation, cellular component: cytoplasm; trans-Golgi network; endosome.